Molecule: messenger RNA, 276 nt
Organism: Aspergillus mulundensis
Lineage: Eukaryota; Fungi; Ascomycota; Eurotiomycetes; Eurotiales; Aspergillaceae
Exons: 2
Coding region: 1-276 (91 amino acids)
Source: RefSeq, a predicted model, not a curated record
AUGACCAGCAACUGCAUCAACAUUGCGUCCGCUGCCCCUGCGCCCGUCGCUUCUGCCUCUGCUCCUUCGGAGCUCUUACAUCUGUAUUCCAAGCUUAAGAUGCGCAGAAAGCAUCUGGAUCACGGACGUAGAAGGAAAGAUCUCUCCGGUAUUAUGCACUUCUGGCCGGAUGUACCCGUGGACGACUUCACUCUCAAUCUUGAGGAGCCUGCUUCUGUCCACAGUUUGCCUAUUACCAGAUCGAACCAAGGGACCCCACGGCGGGCAUGGUUCUAA